Messenger RNA from Bombina bombina (fire-bellied toad), 7060 nucleotides. RefSeq names its product DNA polymerase epsilon, catalytic subunit (gene POLE). The record is from RefSeq and is a predicted model, not a curated record. The coding region runs from base 41 to 6892 and encodes 2283 amino acids. Gene Ontology annotation, biological process: leading strand elongation; DNA replication proofreading; mitotic cell cycle. Gene Ontology annotation, cellular component: nucleus; epsilon DNA polymerase complex. NCBI's taxonomy places the organism in Eukaryota, Metazoa, Chordata, Amphibia, Anura, Bombinatoridae. The transcript is spliced from 49 exons. Gene Ontology annotation, molecular function: zinc ion binding; DNA-directed DNA polymerase activity; nucleotide binding.
CGGGAGCUAGCUAGCGCGGGAAGUAUUGCUAGUUGUCAGAAUGGUUCUGCAAAACAGCGGAAAACUGAGGACAGAGAAUCGUAAAGAAGGGGAGAACCAGCAAGAUGACUCUGCCUCCAAUUCAGCUGCCAAACGUCUGGAGCGUAGCCAGUGGACGGAUAAGAUUGAUGCUCAGUAUGGAUUUGAGAGGUUUAAGGAACCUGGGGAGAGAACGGGUUGGCUGAUCAACAUGCACCCAAACGAGAUUCUGGAUGAGGACAAACGCCUUAUUAGUGCUGUGGAUUAUUACUUUAUCCAAGAGGAUGGGAGUCGGUUUAAGGUGGCACUGCCCUAUAAACCUUAUUUGUAUGUGGCCACUAAGAAGGGAUGUGAAAGGGAAGUCUCCUCCUUUCUUUCGAAAAAGUUUCAAGGAAAACUUGCAAAGCUAGAGACCAUAGCCAAGGAAGAUCUAGACUUGCCAAACCACCUGGUGGGUUUGAAGCGAAAUUACAUCAAGCUGGCUUUCCAUUCUGUGGAUGAUCUGAUUAAAGUGAGGAAGGAGAUUUUCCCUGCAGUGAGGAAGAACAAAGAGCGGGACCAAGCCAGUGAUACUUACACAGCCAUGCUCUCCAGUGCACUUUCUGGCAACAGCUUUGCUGUGGAGGAAGAAGGGCCUUCCAAAAAGAUCUCAAAUCAGAUGGAGAAUAUAGUAGAUAUGCGCGAGUAUGAUGUCCCUUACCAUGUACGCCUUUCGAUAGAUCUCAAAAUUCAUGUGGCUCAUUGGUAUAAUAUCCGAUAUCGUGGCAGUGCCUUUCCUCCAGAAAUUACAAGGCGAGAUGAUCUUGUGGAAAGACCAGAUCCAGUCGUACUUGCAUUUGAUAUUGAAACCACAAAGCUGCCUCUUAAGUUUCCAGAUGCUGAAUCAGACCAGAUUAUGAUGAUCUCCUACAUGAUUGAUGGACAGGGUUACUUGAUCACUAACCGGGAGAUUGUGUCUGAAGACAUUGAAGAUUUUGAGUUUACACCAAAGCCGGAGUAUGAAGGACCAUUCUGUAUUUUUAAUGAGCCAGAUGAGGCACAUAUGAUCCAGCGAUGGUUUGAGCACAUCCAGGAAACAAAACCUAGUAUCAUUGUAACCUACAAUGGAGAUUUUUUUGACUGGCCUUUUGUUGAAACUCGGGCAGCAGUGCAUGGAAUGAAUAUGCUGCAGGAAAUUGGCUUUCAGAAAGAUAAUCAGGGGGAGUAUAAAUCUACAUCUUGCAUUCACAUGGAUUGCCUCAGGUGGGUAAAGAGGGACAGCUACCUCCCUGUUGGUAGCCACAAUCUGAAAGCGGCUGCUAAAGCUAAACUAGGUUAUGACCCAGUUGAGCUGGACCCUGAGGAGAUGUGUCGAAUGGCCAAUGAAGAGCCACAGGUCCUUGCCACAUACUCAGUGUCAGAUGCUGUUGCAACAUAUUACAUGUAUAUGAAAUAUGUUCACCCAUUUAUAUUUGCUCUCUGCACCAUCAUUCCCAUGGAGCCUGAUGAGGUACUGCGGAAGGGCUCUGGGACUCUCUGUGAAGCUCUUUUGAUGGUCCAGGCAUACCAUGCAAACAUUGUUUUUCCCAAUAAACAAGAGGCAGUAUUCAACAAGCUGACAAAUGAUGGCCAUGUUCUGGACUCUGAGACAUAUGUUGGAGGUCACGUUGAGGCCUUGGAGUCUGGUGUGUUCCGUAGUGAUAUUCCUUGUCGUUUUAAAAUGAAUCCAGCUGCCUUUGACUUCCUGCUGCAGCGUGUUGAGUUGACACUGCGUCAUGCUAUAGAAGAGGAAGAGAAGAUUCCUCUGGAAGAAGUCACCAAUUUCCAAGAGGUAUCUGAGGAGAUUAAAAAAAAGCUGAACACUUUGAAAGAGGUGCCAAAUCGAAUAGAGUGCCCCCUCAUUUACCAUCUUGAUGUAGGGGCUAUGUACCCCAAUAUUAUCCUCACAAAUCGUCUGCAGCCUUCUGCCAUUGUUGAUGAAGCAACAUGUGCUGCAUGUGAUUUUAAUAAGCCAGGAGCCACAUGCCAGCGUAAAAUGACAUGGCAGUGGAGAGGAGAGUGCAUGCCUGCCAGCCGAAGUGAGUAUCACCGCAUACAGCAACAAUUGGAGUCAGAGAAAUUCCCACCUCUGUUCCCUGGGAAACCUCCAAGAGCAUUUCAUGAACUGAACCGGGAAGAGCAGGCCAAAUAUGAGAAAAAGCGUUUAGCAGAUUACUGCCGGAAGGCUUAUAAGAAAAUACAUGUAACCAGGUUGGAGGACAGAGUCACCACAAUUUGCCAGCGGGAGAACUCCUUUUAUGUGGACACCGUACGAGCCUUCAGAGAUCGUAGAUAUGAAUUUAAGGGCUUGCACAAAGUGUGGAAGAAAAAGCUGUCUUCUGCAUAUGAGAGUGGUGAUGCAGCCGAAGUAAAAAGAUGUAAGAAUAUGGAGAUUCUGUACGAGUCCUUGCAGCUGGCCCACAAGUGCAUCCUGAACUCCUUCUAUGGAUAUGUAAUGCGCAAAGGGGCACGCUGGUAUUCCAUGGAAAUGGCUGGGAUAGUUUGUUACACAGGAGCCAACAUCAUUACACAGGCUCGAGAGCUGGUGGAGCAGAUUGGGAGGCCACUGGAGCUAGACACAGAUGGAAUUUGGUGCGUUUUGCCCAAUAGUUUCCCUGAGAAUUUUGUCAUCAAGUCUACAAAUUCAAAGAAACCUAAAGUGACUAUAUCUUACCCGGGAGCCAUGCUUAAUAUCCUGGUGAAGGAGGGAUUUACAAAUCAUCAGUAUCAAGAGCUUAGUGAUCCAUCCACACUUACUUACAUAACCCGCUCUGAGAACAGUAUCUUUUUUGAAGUAGAUGGGCCAUACCUGGCCAUGAUUUUACCUGCCUCCAAGGAAGAGGGGAAGAAGCUAAAGAAAAGGUAUGCUGUAUUUAAUGAAGAUGGCUCACUAGCUGAGCUCAAAGGUUUUGAGGUGAAACGUCGUGGGGAGCUUCAGCUAAUUAAAAUCUUUCAGUCAUCCGUAUUUGAGGCAUUUCUUAAGGGCAGCACUCUGGAAGAGGUGUAUGCUUCAGUGGCCAAGGUUGCAGAUUACUGGCUGGAUGUGCUCUAUAGCAAGGCAGCUAAUAUGCCAGAUUCUGAACUGUUUGAGCUGAUUUCUGAGAACCGGUCCAUGUCCCGACGACUAGAGGAUUACGGGGAACAGAAAUCCACUUCCAUUAGCACUGCUAAGCGCCUGGCAGAGUUCCUUGGUGACCAGAUGGUGAAGGAUGCUGGCCUAAGCUGUCGUUAUGUCAUCUCUCGGAAACCUGAGGGUUCUCCAGUCACAGAGAGAGCUAUUCCCCUGGCAAUCUUUCAGGCAGAAGUGGGAGUAAAAAGGCAUUACCUGCGCAAGUGGCUGAAGAAUCCUUCAUUGCAGGACCUGGAUAUUCGCUCGAUCCUAGACUGGGAUUAUUACAUAGAGAGGCUGGGCAGUGCCAUUCAAAAGAUUAUCACAAUCCCAGCAGCAUUGCAACAGGUAAAAAAUCCUGUUCCCCGUGUACGUCACCCAGACUGGCUUCACAAGAAACUUCUGGAGAAAAAUGAUGUCUACAAACAGAAAAGGAUAAAUGAGAUGUUCACUAGUGAAGGAAAGAAACAGAUCAGUGCUCAGCAGCAGUUGGACUCAUCCCAGACAAAAGAUAUUGAGGAUUUCGGGGUAGUGAAACGCCUCCAGCCUGCUGUCCCUAUUAGCACAAAGAGAAAACGUGUGUCAGGAGCCGCAGAGAGCCAGGGUGACUCUCAGGACCUAACACUUACACAGUCUUGGAGGGAAGUCCUGGGACCGCCACCCACUUUUGGAACCACUAAGGAGGAACGUUUGAUAUGGCUUCGAUACCACAAGAAAAAGUGGGAGCUUCAGGCACGUCAGCGCAAAGAGAGACAGAAGAGGCGGCGACUCGAGGAUGGGGAUAUGACAUCUGGUGGUGUAAUUCGCGAAAACCAAGCUGCUGGGCUAGGCAACUUCCUGCGUCGAACGGCACGAAGCAUCCUAGACAUGCCAUGGCAGAUUGUGCAGAUUGGUGAGAGUAGCCAGCCAGGACUAUUCCGUCUUUGGGCUGUUAUUGGCAGUGACCUGCACUGCAUAAAACUCAACAUUCCUCGACUAUUUUAUGUAAAUCAGCGUGUCCCCAAACCAGAAGAAGGAGCUGUGUACCGCAAGGUUAAUAGGAUUCUUCCUCGCUCCAACCCAGUCUACAGUUUAUAUGAAUAUGCAGUGCCAGAAGAUAUGUAUCAGGAGCACAUUAAUGAGAUAAAUGCAGACCUGUCUGCACCUGACAUUGAGGGAGUGUAUGAGACACAGGUCCCUCUGAUUCUCCGUGCAGUGAUCCAGCUUGGUUGUGUUUGUAUGGUGAAUAAGCAGCUAGUCCGCCAUCUCUCAGGAAGGGAAGCAGACACAUUUGAUCUAGACAAUUUGGAUAUGAAGUCACUAGCUCAGUAUAGUUACCUUGAGCCAGGGAGUAUCAGGCAUAUAUAUCUGUAUCACAAUUCCCAGGGACACAAGGCCUUGUUUGGUCUGUUUAUUCCAUCACAACGCAAGGCAGCAGUGUUUGUUGUAGACACGGUGCGAAGUAACCAGAUGCCAAACUUAAGUACCAUGUACACUACAGAGCACAGUGCAAUGCAGGAAAAGGUUGAUGCUGAGCUCUUGCCCCCUGAGAAACAUGUGUUUGAAGUUCGAGCAGAAACGGAUUUGAAAACGGUUUACAGAGCUAUUCAAAGGCUACUUCUCAGCUACAAGGAUGAGAGGCGUGGGCCUACUUUGAUAGCUGUGCAGUCUAACUGGGCCUUAAGAAGGUUGGCAGUGGGAAUGCCUGUUUUAGAGGAAUUUCCUCUUGUACCUGUACGUGUUACUGAUGACAUCAGUUAUAAUGUCCUGGACUGGCAGAGACAUGGAGCCCGGCGCAUGAUUCGUCAUUACCUCAACCUCGACAGCUGUUUAUCUCAGGCUUUUGAGAUGGCCAGGUAUUACCAUCUGCCUGUGGGUAACCUGCCAGAUGAUGUAUCCACCUUCGGAUCUGACUUGUUCUUUGCACGACAUCUUCGUCGACAUAACCACUUGAUGUGGCUUUCCCCAAGCUCUCGUCCUGACCUUGGUGGCAAAGAGGCUGAUGACAACCGCCUUGUCAUGGAAUUUGAUGAAAGGGCAUCUGUGGAAAUUAACAAUGCAGGUUGCUAUAAUACAGUAUGCGUGGAGCUUGAUAUCCAGAGUUUGGCAGUGAACAGCAUUUUGCAGUCCCAUCACAUUAACGACAUGGAAGGGGCAGGCAGCAUUGGGAUUAGCUUUGAUGUAAUGCAACAGGCAUCCCUUGAAGAAAUGGUCACUGGCAACCAAGCCUGCACUGUAGCCAGCUAUGAUGAGACUGCUCUCUGCUCAAAUACUUUCAGGAUUCUGAAGAGCAUGGUUGUGGGCUGGGUGAAGGAGAUUACUCAGUAUCACAAUGUGUAUGCCGAUAACCAGGUCAUGCACUUCUAUCGCUGGUUACGUACCCCAUCCUCACUGCUGUAUGACCCUGCAUUGCACAGAACCCUUCACAAUAUGAUGAAGAAGCUGUUUCUGCAACUGGUAGCAGAGUUUAAACGCCUUGGCUCUAAUGUGGUUUAUGCAAAUUUUAACCGAAUCAUUCUCUGCACCAAGAAGAGAAGAGUUGAAGAUGCCAUUGCUUACGUAGAGUACAUCACAAAAAGCAUUCACUCCCGAGAAAUAUUUCACUCACUCACCAUCUCUUUCUCACGUUGUUGGGAAUUUCUUUUCUGGAUGGAUCCAGCUAAUUAUGGAGGCAUCAAGGGGAAGCUUCCCUCCAGCAUUCACUAUGGAGAGAAUGAGAAAAAAAAGUCACAGCAUGACGAUCUGGAAGAAUGCAGUGAUGAAGAUGAUGAUGAUGAUGAGACGGAUGUUCCAUCAGAUAAUGAGAAUUCAGAGGACCAUGUGGAAGAAUCUCUGGAAAAUAACUGGAAUAUUGUGCAAUACCUGCCCCAAGCAGCAUCCUGUCAGAGCUACUUCUUGAUGAUCAUUUCUGCUUAUAUUGUGGCGGUGUAUCACAGUAUGCGGGAAGAGAUGAGAAGAAACGCUCCAGGCUGCACUCCUAUUAAACGUAGGCAGAACAGCCAAGUCUCCCAAGUGGCUGAGGAAGAGGCAGGUGCUAUGCCCGGUCUCAUAACCUUCUCGCAAGAUUACGUAGCAAAUGAGCUUACUCAAAACUUCUUCACUAUAACACAAAAGAUACAAAAGAAAGUGACAGGAACCCGUCAUGUGACAGAGCCCUCUGACAUGUUUCCUGUGUUACCUGGAUCUCACCUGCCACUCAACAAUCCAGCUCUGGAAUUCAUCAAAUAUGUGUGUGAGGUGUUGUCUCUGGAUUCAAACAUAACUAACCAGGUCAAUAAGUUGAAGAGGGAUCUCUUGCGGCUUAUUGACGUAGGAGAAUUCUCAGAGGAUGCCCAGUUCCGUGAUCCUUGCCGUUCCUACAUCUUACCAGAGAUCAUCUGCAGGAACUGUAAUUUCUGCCGUGACCUGGAUUUGUGCAAAGACCCCUCGCUUAGUCAGGAUGGUUCUAUAUUGCCUCAGUGGGUUUGUACAAACUGUCAAGCGGAGUACGACUCUGAAAACAUUGAGAUGGCUUUGUUGGAGGCUCUACAGAAGAAGCUCAUGGCUUUUACUCUGCAAGACGUGGUGUGCAUGAAGUGUAAUGGCAUCAAAGAAGCAAACAUGCCAAUAUAUUGCAGCUGUGCUGGAGACUUUAAUCUUACAAUCUCUACCAAGGCAUUCGUGGAUCAGAUGACUGUGUUUCGGAAUAUAGCUCAGCAUUACCAGAUGCCUCACCUUUCAGAAACAAUCACAUGGCUGAUGCAACUAAAUCCUCAGUUGAAACAAUAACAGUAGGGCUUUCCUACAAUAAAUUGUGUGAUCCUCAGUGAAAACAAUAACAGUAGGGCUUUCCUACAAUGAAUUGUGUGCCGUCUGCUUUGUGAUAAAGGCUUUGCAGAGGAAUUUGGUCAGUAUCUGACCACCUGUUUUGUUUGUAAUAAAAUGUUUGUGAAAUUA